AUGGGAUUUACAGAAGAAGCAUUGCAGAGUCAAAAGUUCCAGAGGUGCUGUUUCAUUGUCAUGGAUCUGAAUAUGCUGGACACUUUGCGACCUUUAAAACAGUGUCUAAGGUUCUUCAAGCAGGCUUUUGGUGGCCUACAAUGUUUCGCGACGCACAUGCCUUUAUCUCGCAGUGUGAUGCUUGUCAGAGGAGGGAAGAUCAGCAAGCGACAUGAGACGCCACAAAAUUUCAUCUUUGAGGUUGAAGUAUUCGAUUGCUGGGGUAUCGAUUUCAUGGGUCCUUUUCCCUCUUCUUAUGGGAAUAAGUAUAUCCUGGUUGCUGUUGAUUAUGUUUCUAAGUGGGUCGAAACCAUUGCCAGCCCCACCAACGAUUCUUCAGUGGUUCUUAAGAUGUUCAAGACCAUCAUCUUCCCUCAAUUUGGAGUGCCUCGAAUUGUUAUAAGUGAUGGUGGUUCUCACUUGAUUAACAAGGUUUUCGAGAAACUCCUAAGGAAACAUGGAGUUCAUCAUCGAGUUGCAACUCCUUAUCACCCUCAGAUGAGUGGACAGGUUGAAGUCUCGAAUCGACAGAUCAAGGAGAUCUUGGAGAAGACAGUGGGUAAAACUCGGAAGGACUGGGCUGCGAAGUUGGACGAUGCACUCUGGGCGUACAUGACAGCGUUCAAAACACCUCUAGGCACCACAACUUUCCACCUGCUCUAUGGAAAGCCUUGUCACCUUCCAGUGGAGAUCGAACACAAGGCAGCUUGGGCGAUAAAGAUGAUGAAUUUCGACAUCAAGUCUGCUGCAGAGAGGAGACUGAUACAGCUAAAUGAGUUGGACGAGAUCAGGCACCAUGCCUAUGAGAAUUCGAAGCUGUACAAGGAGAGGACCAAGGCGUAUUACGACUCGAAAAUCCUCUCCAUGCAAUUCAAACCGAAUGACCAGGUACUUCUGUAUAACUCUCGUUUGCAAUUCUUUCCUGGUAAACUGCGUUCUCGUUGGUCAGGUCCUUUCAUAGUCAAGGAAGUUGGACCCUAUGGUGCCAUCGUCCUCCUCACACCAGACAGCAGCAGGGAGUUCACUGUGAAUGGACAAAGGGUGAAACACUACUGGGCCAAAGCUGCGAUUCCAGAUGGACACAUAGUUCCUCUGGAUGGUGCCCCUCCUGUCUGA
Molecule: messenger RNA, 1155 nt
Organism: Eutrema salsugineum
Lineage: Eukaryota; Viridiplantae; Streptophyta; Magnoliopsida; Brassicales; Brassicaceae
Exons: 1
Coding region: 1-1155 (384 amino acids)
Biological process (GO): DNA integration
Molecular function (GO): nucleic acid binding
Source: RefSeq, a predicted model, not a curated record